Linum tenue is the source of this 2456-nucleotide messenger RNA. NCBI's taxonomy places the organism in Eukaryota, Viridiplantae, Streptophyta, Magnoliopsida, Malpighiales, Linaceae. The record is from the annotation of a GenBank genome assembly.
GAAGCGCAUACACUUCUUUCUCUACUUUCUCCCUCCACGGGAUUUUCUCGAUCUUCUCUUGCUCUGGUGGUUAUCGACAUUCGACACUCUUUGUCCAGCGAAUCCUCAGCAGCCGGUCGUCGACGAAUCAAUCCACUGACGAGCAGUAGCUCCGCGGGAACGGAGCGGGAAGAGAGAAGGCGAUGCCCGGUGGUUGUGGCGUCAGAGCUCUGUGGAUCCUCAACAGCUUCGACGCCGUGGUUUUCUCCAGGAAGUUUCCGGUGGUGGAGAGACGGUGGAAGGCCGCUUGCAAGGCCGAAGGCGACAACUCGGCCGGAGACCAUGCGGAUACGGUUAAGUGCGCUUCAGCUCCGUUUCUUCCAAAUGAUUCAGAACUCGCAGCCGCAUUUGCAGAACGGAAGGGGAGGGAAGGAUCGCCUAGAGGUUUUGGGAUUAGGCUGGCACAGUCGACCCAAGGCUCGGAUUCUUGGGUUGAUGAUCCGAUUACACGACAUGUGAUAAGCCUGCAAAUUGGCGGAGAAGGGGGAGGAGAGAAUAAACUUUUGUUGUGGCCAUUGAUUCUGCACUUGAAGGGUACUUAUUCUAUACUCGUUUUGCCACUCGUUGAGCCUAAGCAUCUGAAGGCUUAUGCGAAAUUGUGCUCGAAGCCUGGUUGUGGGGAUACGGUUGGGGAAGAACCAAGUUUGUCCAGUCUCCUGCUUGAUCUCCCUUCCAUCACAGGGGCAUUCAUGGUGGCCCAUGCCAUUGGCGACAUUAUUACUGGUGAUGUGGUGGAACCUGAGGUGGUUGUUAGUGCUUCUCCAUCUGUGGGAGGACUGUUGGAUUCAUUGACUGGGAGCAUAGGCAUAACAGGUAUUGCAGCUAGGGCUAAACCUGUGGCUGCACCAGUUGCUGCUGCCACCCCUUCAGGCACUGCUGCUGCUGGAUCCAUUGCAUCUGAUGCUCCAAAAGCUGGGUCCAAACCUUUGGAUAAAGAUGUGCUUCGAUAUUUCAUAAACAGUGCAAUGCCCUUCGGUACUCCCUUGGACCUUAACUAUCUGAAUAUAUUUUCUAUCAAGGCCAACGGCUUUUCUUCAUCAGACUUGCCUCCAGCAGAUGUCAAGCAGCCAGCGUGGAAGCCAUAUCUUUACAAAGGGAAGCAAAAGAUACUUUUCACUGUUCAUGAGACAAUAAAUGCUGCUAUGUACGAUCGGGAUGACAUCUCAGAUACCAUAUCAGUAGCCGGACAAAUCAAUUGCCGAGCAGAGUUGGAUGGGUUACCUGAUGUGUCACUACCUUUGACAGGCUUAAACAAGAGUAAUGUUGAAGUUUUGUCCUUUCAUCCAUGUGCUCAAGUUCCUGAGCAUGGUAUGGAUAAGCAGAGUGUGAUGUUUUCUCCUCCGAUGGGUAAUUUUGUUCUAGUCCGUUAUCAAGCUAGUUGUAGACGGGACCCUCCUGUAAAGGGAUUUUACCAGCUAUCAAUGGUCUCUGAAGAUGAAGGUGCAUUUUUGUUUAAGCUGCACUUAAUGGAAGGAUAUAAGAGUCCUUUAGCAAUGGAGUUCUGUACGGUAACAAUGCCAUUUCCUAGGAGAAGGGUUGUUUCUAUUGAUGGGACCCCCUCUAUUGGGGUUGUUUCAAACACUGAGCACUCUGUUGAAUGGAAAAUCAUUGUGAGCGGGCGGAGUCUCUCUGGGAGAAGCAUCGAAGCAACUUUCCCUGGGACAGUUAAAUUCGCCCCCUGGCAAAUUCAGAGGCUACCAUCCUCUAAGUUGGGCUCUCGGAAUAUCGCUGAUGAGGACAGUGAUGUUGAGGCAGAUAAUACAAACAAUAUGGUGAAUGUGGACGAAUUCCUGAUGGAGAAAAUGAACAAGGAUCUUCCUCCAGUUGAUCUGGAAGAACCAUUUUGCUGGCAAGCAUACAAUUAUGCUAAGGUAUCGUUCAAGGUGACUGGAGCCUCAUUGUCAGGGAUAUCAAUCGAUCCAAAAUCCGUGAGCAUCUAUCCAUCUGUUAAAGCCCCGGUGGAGUUCUCAACUCAGGUUACUUGCGGUGAUUACAUUCUGUGGAACACGUUGGGGAAGUGUCCAGCUGCUACCUAGUCCUUCAAAAUGUUUGAAAUGUUGUGAUGAUAUCUGGAAGAACAAGUGUGAUGUCUUUGCUUGAACCUCAGCCCUUCCUCAGCAGGCGAUGGAUCAAUCGUUUCAGCUUCCUUCUUUCCUUCUCAGGUUAUUUCCGACACAGUGCUCGUAGAUACUAGGUUACCCUGUUGUAUACAUAGACGGCAUAUGAUUUUGAGACUGCAGUUUGGUUGAGAUUCCUUCCUGAGUUUUGCGAUUCCAGAUUCCGGCAAAUCGACUGUUCUUCUUUCAAGUUGGCUCUGUUAACAAUGUUAUGUUUUUCGACGAAGUUCUGGAGUCGAAUCAGUCCGAGAUAACCAGAUGGUUUAACUUGCAUUCUUUCUUAUGUUCUUUUUUCUGUUU